This is a messenger RNA of Malurus melanocephalus (red-backed fairy wren), 5718 nucleotides long. It is a transcript of the gene TMEM33, whose product is annotated as transmembrane protein 33. The record is from RefSeq and is a predicted model, not a curated record. The coding region runs from base 91 to 846 and encodes 251 amino acids. Lineage: Eukaryota; Metazoa; Chordata; Aves; Passeriformes; Maluridae. Gene Ontology annotation, biological process: membrane organization; endoplasmic reticulum tubular network organization. The transcript has 7 exons. Gene Ontology annotation, cellular component: endoplasmic reticulum; membrane.
CGCGGCCGGGCCCGGAGCGAGCUCGGGAGGCGGCGGCUGCGGUCGCGCUGUGCCACAAGCUGAGGCGCUUCUSUCCCCGCAGGUGCGGCCAUGGCGGACUCCACGCAGAACGGGCCGAUGCCAGGCGGGGCCGGCGGCGGGGCCGUGCAAUUUCUCAUGGCUAACAAGUUGGAUACAGCAAUGUGGAUUUCCCGCUUGUUCACAGUUUACUGUUCAGCUUUAUUUGUCCUGCCUUUGCUAGGGUUGCAUGAAGCAGCAAGCUUUUAUCAGCGUGCCUUGCUGGCAAAUGCUCUUACCAGUGCCCUGCGACUACACCAAAGGCUACCGCACUUCCAGCUUAGCAGGGCAUUUCUGGCCCAGGCUUUGCUGGAGGACAGCUGCCACUACCUGUUGUACUCCCUUAUCUUUGUGAAUUCCUACCCUGUUACAAUGAGUAUUUUUCCAGUUCUGUUGUUCUCUUUGCUUCAUGCUGCCACAUACACAAAGAAGGUUCUUGAUGCACGAAGUUCAAAUAGUUUGCCCUUUUUGAGAAAUCUCUUAGAGAAACUGAAUGCUAAUCAACAGAAUAUUCUAAAAUUCAUUGCUUGCAAUGAAAUUUUCCUGAUGCCAGCUACAGUUUUUAUGCUGUUCAGUGGACAAGGGAGUCUUCUCCAGCCAUUCAUUUACUAUCGGUUUCUUACAUUACGCUACUCUUCUCGGCGAAACCCAUACUGUCGGACUCUCUUCACCGAGCUCAGGAUUGUUGUUGAACACUUAAUCAUGAAGCCCUCAUGCCCUGUUUUUGUAAGAAGACUAUGCCUCAGCAGCAUUUCCUUUAUAAGCAGAUUGGCACCAACUGUUGCAUAGCCAAAAUCAGGCACUCGUGUUUUGUGAACAUUAUGAGCAGCUGGCACUUCUGCUGAUGAUUGGAAAUUCCUGGUUUUACACUGAUCUCACUCCAGGCUGUAUAAAAAUACAUAUAUGCUUUCUUGGAGAUAAUAUGAAAUUUAGCAUAUCAAAAAAAUAAUAGAAACUUAAAAUUACUGUGCUGUAUUGUUAAUUGAUGAAAAAAGUAGUUGCAUCCUACCUAAAACAUGCCCAAUCAUACAAGUUUGUUGUUUUGUUUUGUUUUUUAAAUCAAGGAUUGUUUGAGAUUGUUUGAAGCUUAUUACAAGAGAUCUGUGUUCACUAGGUUUAUGUUCGUUGGAACUAUAGCUACUUUAGGAUGUCUCCAGUGGAUAGCAGUUGAUAYACAUACCUAUGCAGUACACUUUGGACAGUAUUCUUCUGCCUACUAAAUGUAUCUGUAGACCUAUUUUGUCCAAUUGACUAUACUCAGUGUAGAAAUACGGCCCACGUUGAAGUUAACACAAGGGAUUAAAAUCUAUCAAGGUGACAUAGGUAACACUUUUUCUGAAGGAGAGGUUGUUUUUGUUAAUACUUUAAAAGAGCUUUUCCAAGUUUCUACCUAGUAACAUAGUCUUACAUUAUACUGUUGGAAGAAAUACCAAGACUCUGAUCACAGAAAACUUGGCGGUUUUCUUGUCACGAGUUGUUUUAUCAAGCUAAGCUGCUGACCUGUAGGAUUUUCAGACAAAGAUGCAAUGCUUAAACUUCUAACCAUGUCUCAAAUUAACUAAUCAAUGUAAAUGAAGUGACUUUUGCAGAGUCAUUGCAGAUUUGUUCUUGUGUCCACACAAAUGUGAGACUGCAGUAAUUUAAGCAUGUUAGCUUUCUAAAAAAUUAAUCUGUAUCUAGUUCUAUAUAAAUGGUUAUUGCAGUUUCUGAGACUCCCUUUGUGAUGGGAAAUUUGCAUAAAGAAUUGCACCUGUUUCGGCAGCUCCUGAAACAAAUUGGUGUAGGAUUUCUUGGCAUAAAUCAAUCUGAUGACUGAUCUGAAGCCAGUGUCAUGACUACAGAAGUGAAUAUUAAAUGAAGUGCAUAAAUUAAUUAAUAAUGUGCAUAAAAUAAUAAAUAAAUUGAUUAUGCAUUCAACCAGCAGAUGAAGGGUAGGUUGUGGAAAAAGAGUAUCUGUCUGAUCACAAUUUCUUUGCAGAAAUCCAAGGCAAAGUAUUUGCUGAAUCUUCUGUAGUUAGUAUUCCAAUUGCAUAAAGCUGGCUUUUGUUAACCUUUUGUAACCUUCUGUAGCACUGAACUAACUAUUCUUCCAUGGUCAAAGAAACCUUAUGUGAAACUUUCAGAAACAGUUUUGAAGCCAAGUAUUUUCCUGUAACUAUUGAGUUAUCUUGUUUGUGGUGUGGAUAUYAUUCAGACUUUCUAGUUGUAUCAGUUUUUAGAUCAGAGCCAUGUAUUUAUAAAUUUAUUUCAUUUUUUUGCUCAACCUCUUGGUACUGGUGAACCAGUUGGUAAUUGAAUAUGAUAUUCUUUGACUACUUGUCUUGCUCUCUGAACAUGAUUAGCUACUUAUAGAAUACUUGCACUCUGCAGAAGCAACUGCAUGCAGUUAAUGCUCUACAGCUGCUAAAGACUUGCAAUGAGAUUGAUUAUAUGUAUAUCCUGUAAUUUGAGGAUUUUAUAAAAACUAAAAUUUCUACUGCAAUAAAAGGAGUGUUAAAUGUAACUUGCUAGGCUCUUCAGGCUCAUUUUCUCUCUAAUGCAAGUUAUUGAUGCUUGAACCUGGAAGUUGAGCAGAAUGCUGUCCUGUGUGUAUGUGUGCAUGUUCUUAUAUUCCCACUGCUGCUUCUGAAUUAGGACAUAAUGACUUGUGCAUUUCUGAAUUAUUUUAUAGGGAAUUUUUGCCAUUUAAAGUGCAAAARUUUAUGACCCUUCAAAAUCUAAUCCAAGAGUAAGCACUUCAAUAAUAGUAUCUAAUCAGAGAAAAAAAAAUCCAUACCUACUUAUUACUGUUUCAGUUCCUCAGCAUGAUUCUAGACCCUCUGUCAUGUUGCACAAUGUAUUUUUUGAAUAGUGGUAUCAGACUCUAUUCAGCUGUUUGCACCACUGAUGUAAAAAUGAAUUUGGUCAUCUAAGYUGAUCACCCGCACUGGAAGUGGAAGGCAAAUCUGUAAUUACUGUAAGCAAAAUAACAUGUUACUUCUGAGCAAAUUUUUGUGGUCUGACUGCUGUUACGGAUACAUUCUACUGUUCCUUAAUUGUAUGUUAUUAAAUUAGAGAUGAGUCUAAACUGGAUCCAGUGUAUUGCAGCUGUAACUGAAGGAUGCUAAGUACAGAUCCAACUCAAUGAAUGCAUGAGAAGGAUUAAAAGUAGUAAGAGAAUGACAGUGCAGUGAGUAAAGUGUUGGAAGACAGUGCCAUGAAGUUCUAACUUAUGUGUGGAUACUGAAGUUCUAACUUAUGUGUGGAUUAUCUUUUUUUAUUAAGUCUUAAAAAUGGACCAAGAGGCGGAAAUUGCAUUAGUGGGAUUUGAUUUGGCCAGGAGUAUAUUCUUGGCUUUGCAAGAAGUUGCUUGACAAGUGAGCAGCUUGUGGUCUGGUAAAACUUACUUCUCUUGAUGUGCUGAGAAAACGYGGAACAAUGUUGUAAGAAUAAUAUUCAAGUCACAUAAAUAGGGUAACUGACCUGUGCAUCAACUUUGAUUUUUACUGUAGCAUUUUGGCUGCCUAAGUGAURACACCGAGUUUCUUCAAUGCUGGGGAAAACAUUCUAUCCUUGAGCCUGCUUUCUCACCACACUUUGUGGCUUGUUUCUAUUCUAAUGAUUAAAUUAAACAUAAAAUGCUGGUUGUAUUCUAAUAGCUUGACUUUUUUUGUGAAGAGAGCUGUAUGUUUGUGCUGCUAUGCUGUCAACAGUUAGCUGUGAUGCAGAGGCUGUGACAGAAGUCUGUGAUUGUAGAGAAAUUUUGCAACUGACCAUAAAGUGCCUGCCAACCCCAAACUGAAGCAGAAGAGUUUUUGUAUUACCAAAAGGUUAYCUACCUAAUGUGAUAACUGUUUCCACUGGUAUAAAUCACACUGCUCRUGGCUUUUUGUCAGCUUUUAUAACUUACGUGUGUUGCAUAGAUUCUGUGGGUGGACUGACCCUUUGCUUUGUACAAGCUUUCUGUAGAAGUGAUGCUCCAGUAUAACGCUUGUCUGUUUUCAUCUGUAGAUAAAGUAUCAGAAGCCAUUGAGUCUGCUGGAGUAGCUAAUGCCAGUUGCAAUUUCUUACAAACAAAGUAGCUCACCAAUACACCCAUCCUCUCCUUUAUUGCCUUUUAUUUAAUUUUAUGCAKUCAUUGUCAUUUCUCUGCUGUAAGUUUUACAUUUUGCUCCCUUCUUUGAUAGGUGUUUAAGUGGAACAAUAUCUGUUAAUGUUUUAAGGAUUUAAAUAAAAAUUACCUUAAUUAUGAACCACUAUUUUUUCCAACAGUUUUUGAACUGCUAACUAUGUAUGUGAUAGUACUGUCCAAACCUUUAACGUAGUCAAUUAUUUUGUACUGUCUGUGUUGGACCAUUUUAUCGUUGGGCACCGUAUUGCAACAUUUGCUGUACAGAUCUCAUGUUAAUUAAGGAAGCAUACUUCUUACCCAUUUUACAGACAGGAAUGUAGACAUGGAAGGAAAGAGCACUUGCCUGAGUAGAUGUAAGAGUUCUGGCAGAGCAGGAAAUAGAAAAAAUGGAGUUGGACAAGUGCCCAGAGGAAACUGAUUUGUUUYUAUUCCACAUAUGACUUGCUAGUCUUGCUCCUAAAAUUAUACUAACUGGGCUUAAAUAAUUCAAAAAGUACUGUACCUUGCAGUGCUCAGAUUAAGGGUAGAGAGGAAGACCACUGAGGUAGAACAGUAUGCUCUUUUGAAGUAGUGUCAAAAAUUGAUUUUCACAUGCAGUGCUAGGUGUGGCCCUUGUAUCAUCAUCGCUGACAAAAAAUAAUGCAACAGAAUAAGAUCCCAAGCAGUUAACGUGCURGAUGGUAGCAGGGUAUGCUAAUGUGUUUUUGUCUAUAAUUUUUAAUUGAUGUGUUGCACCUAUUUGUGGUUAAACUAGAUACUGAAAUUGGUUAGUGUAUCUUUGUAUUGUAACUUCCAUUGUGUUGUAAUUUUCUUACAGGCCUUGCUGUUUUAAAUCACCUUUUAAGGACAGAACUUUAAGCAAUCCUUUAUUUCAAAAAUGGAAAGAUAUCAGUAUGGAUAAUGUAAUAGAACUAGUCCUAAAUGUGGAUUAAAAAACCUUUUCCAUAAAAUCUCAGCAUUACUUAUUAACUUCUCUGCAGAAGCUAGCUCUGUGAUAAUGGCAGAUGUUGUGCAGGUAAGGGAGUUUCAUUGCUUAGUUCUGUGCCAUCCAGAUGGUAUAAACUUUUAAAAUUAAUUGAAAAAUUCAUCUUUUACUUGUAUUCAAGGACUGAGGCRCAAAAUGCUAAUGUAAGGGCUCAGAGGGGAAAUACAGUUCUCCUGCAUAUUUGAGAAAAUGUGAAGCCCUUUCAAGAAAAUCUAAUAAACAUAAUAAUCGCAGGCUGCUGACACUAAGGAAAAAGCAUCUCAUUCACUAUUUCUUUUAUGCRGCGAUUUACUGGUCCCUACUGAUUUUCAAAUUGGAUCACUGCAGUAAAUUAUCCCUACCAGUACCUGUGAGAGAAAGCACUGGGAUCCAUAUUUGUUCAGUGCUGUGCUUAAAUCAGCAAGAAUGAUAAAUUUGAUGAUAUGAAAUUGGAAAUAUCAAGGGCUUCUCUCAGUGAAUGAGCAAGUAUCUCCAUUUGUAACUUAUUGUGACCCUUUUUCACUGUAUGUGCUUUGUAUGUCAAAUAUUUAUUUUGAAACAAAUUAAAUAGUUUUCUCUAUUGAUA